Molecule: messenger RNA, 1164 nt
Organism: Ctenocephalides felis (cat flea)
Lineage: Eukaryota; Metazoa; Arthropoda; Insecta; Siphonaptera; Pulicidae
Product: splicing factor 3A subunit 2-like
Exons: 5
Coding region: 1-1164 (387 amino acids)
Source: RefSeq, a predicted model, not a curated record
AUGAAAACCACAACUGAAUGUGGUAAAUGUUCACACCAGCAUGCAACCAGCAUGACGGGGUUGCGCUUUCCAGCCGUUGAGCCAGAACAGCCAGCCGUUGAACCCGAGCAACCAGCAGUUGAACCCGAGCAACCAGCAGUUGAACCCGAGCAACCAGCAGUUGAACCCGAGCAACCAGCAGUUGAACCCGAGCAGCCAACAGUUGAGCCCGAGCAACCAGCAGUUGAGCCAGAACAGCCAGCAAUUGAACCCGAGCAGCCAGCAGUGGAACCCGAACAACCAGCAGUUGAACCCGAACAACCAGCUGUUGAACCCGAACAACCAGCAGUUGAACCCGAACAACCAGCAGUUGAGCCAGAUCAGCCAGCAGUUGAACCCGAGCAACCAGCAGUUGAACCCGAGCAACCAGCAGUUGAGCCAGAACAGCCAGCACCAGUAGUUGAGCCAGAACAGCCAGCAGUUAAGCCAGAACAACCAGCAGUUGAACCCGAGCAACCAGCAGUUGAACCCGAGCAACCAGCAGUUGAACCCGAGCAACCAGCAGUUGAACCCGAGCAACCAGCAGUUGAUCCAGAACAGCCAGCAGUUGAGCCCGAACAACCAGCAGUUGAGCCCGAACAACCAACAGUUGAACCCGAGCAACCAGCAGUUGAGCCCGAACAACCAGCAGUUGAGCCAGUACAGCCAGCAGUUGAACCCGAGAAACCAGCAGUUGAGCCAGAACAGCCCGCGGUAGAACCAGAACAGCCCGCAGUAGAGCCAGAACAGCCCUUAGUUGAACCCGAACAACCAGCAGUUGAACCCGAGCAACCAGCAGUUGAACCCGAGCAACCAGCAGUUAAACCCGAGCAACCAGCAGUUGAACCCGAGCAACCAGCAGUUGAACCCGAGCAACCAGCAGUUGAACCCGAGCAACCAGCAGUUGAGCCAGAACAGCCAGCACCAGCAGUUGAGCCAGAACAGCCAGCAGUUGAACCCGAGCAACCAGCAGUUGAGCCAGAACAGCCCGCAGUUAAACCCGAGCAACCAGCAGUUGAGCCACCAGUAAAACCUACUACCACGGUUGAUAAGAUCGCAAAGAUGGUAGAUGAUGUCAUCGAUAAUGCCUUGGAAGCACUUAGUGGAUUCUUGGGUCGGAUCAACCUUGGAUCGCGAAAAGUUUAA